AUGAAACAUUGGCAGCUCAGGUCGGAUAUGGAAGGCCUGUCUAUCCUGCCGCAGGAAAAAGAUACCUUUAAGGGUCCGCACAAUGUUUAUCUUCACCGAGACAGGGUUAACACCAGCAGAUCAAAUGUGACGGCGAGGAUCCUUGCCACAACUGCCAGUCCCGCGAGCAGGUACGCCGCCUCCUUCGCAGAACGCUGCCAACACAUGGAUAACCUAUGCGAACGCCUUGAGGGACUAGCAAAGACGCUAUCUAACUGCAUCACCAUGAACAAGAUCAAUGGCAGACAGGAUGUGCCGACUUCACCGCGGUCAUCGGCUUCAGUAACGAAUCCAAUCCAGCCAGCGCGACAUACCAUGGAGCGAAUGGCGAUGUCUCAGGACCCGGUCAUCGACAUCCCAGAAAUUAGCGAGAUACAGGAUACGUCGCCUGGGUUUCGGCUAGGUGCUGUCUCUGGGUCUUCAGGAAACAUGCAAGGCCAUGAUACACAGACAUAUCCGACACCCGUUGAUGCAGUCGGUCAUAUGGUUGCGGAUUCGUAUGGGCGGCUAAGGCGUGUGUACCUGUCACCGCGGUUACUGGAUGGAGACCUUACUGACAUCAUCUCAUGGCGCAGAUAUAUCGGCGGCGCAACAAACAAACUGAUAAUCGAAGCCGUCCAGAUCCUCUCGCCAGGCGGGUCCUCCGAACCCGCUCCCUCCAAGGACAAUGAAGGCAAUGAAGUCAGCCUCCCUUUCUUCAUACAAGGCCAAGUUUGGCCGGAACUCCCGUACCUCCCUCGACCACAAGAUCUCAGCCGACCACCGCAAUACGUCUCGGACCUGCUGGUUGGAAUCUACUUUGACCAACUGCACUACACGUUCCCGAUCCUGUACAAACCGGAUUUCAUGCGGCGGUACCAGCUCAUGAGUGCAGCAAAUGGAGCUAGGCGAGGCACUGUUGUUGGACGCGGCUUUCUCUCUGUCUUCUUUGCUGUCUGCGCCUGUGCCUCGAGUCUGUUACCCAGAGCUUCUGGGUCUGCGUCUCUUCCUGGAAUCGAGUACUACCAAAAAGCGCUUCUUUGCAUUUUGCAUCGUCUGGGGAAUUUAAAAGGAGCUGCCCUGGGCAUUCCCAAAACAACCCAAUAUGUUGAGACGCAGGUCGCCAGGUGUACGUGGUGGAGUGUCUUCACUCUUGACUGGUUCCAAAAUGCUUAUAUGCGCAGUUUAAUGUCCACCUGCCUUGGCCGCCCCAUGGCCACCGAUGAAGCCGACUGUUGCUGCGAGCUUCCCUUUGAUAUCUCCAACGAAGACCUUGAGCACGGCAUCCCACCCCGGCCAGCAGAACUCAAGAAUCCUAGCGACUUACCAUUACCAUCCUCACCCAUGACCGGCUUCUUUGCAUUCGCGCGUCUCUGCCGGAUUGCUGCUCGUAUUCACAGAUUCUAUAGCGGAGACUGGAACGCCCUUCUGCCAACCCUCAACGGCUUCGUCCGCGAAUUAGACGAAUGGUUGCAGGAGUUACCAAACGAAAUCCGGUUCAGCGCGAACCUCACGCAGAGCGGGCCGAAUCUAACGAUGCCCCUAGCAGCACACUACUCUGAAGGCCCAGCUACAGCCAUAACGCCUUCUAAGCCCCGUAAAUUCUCCCCAAAGCUCGAAAACCCCUCCGCCGAAUGCAUCAACGCCGCCCGCAGCUGCAUCCAAGCCGCAGAGCUAAUCCGCGAGCGCGUAGCCCCCUCGCACUACCUCGCCUUUUGCGUACAGUAUCUCACCAUCUCUGGCAUUCUGCUACUCAGUAUGGCAGACGAUAAUAAUUCGCCUACUUUGUUACCGGACAUAAGAAACGCACUGAGAUUCCUGGGCGAUCUCGAGGCAAUCUGGCCGGGUGCCAGUCGGAGUCGGCUGAUCCUUGAUCGAUUACUACAGAGCCCAAGGCCACAGCCACGAGCGUGGGGGGUAAUGGGCACGGGAAUGUCGAAUGAGGGGGAUGGUGAGAAUAUGGAUAGACAUGGUCAAGAGCCUGAUGUUUACGGUGGAACCGGAGCAGGAGGAUGGCAUCCUUCUCUACCGGUGCUGGAUGAGCUGCUCUGGGAACAAUUUCCUGACUCAAGUGAGGUGUUCUUAGGGCUGAGUAAUUUCCCUAAUUGA
Molecule: messenger RNA, 2127 nt
Organism: Aspergillus nidulans FGSC A4
Lineage: Eukaryota; Fungi; Ascomycota; Eurotiomycetes; Eurotiales; Aspergillaceae
Product: fungal specific transcription factor domain-containing protein
Exons: 7
Coding region: 1-2127 (708 amino acids)
Cellular component (GO): nucleus
Source: RefSeq, a predicted model, not a curated record